CUCAUUAGCCCUCUUCCUUCCUGCCUCAUGCCCUUUGCAUGUGCCGUUCCUGCUGCCCUAAGUGGCCUUUUCAUCUCCAUUAUCUUGGCUGCAUUAGUGCCAAGGGAGGUGACCCAUCAGACGAAGUUGGAGUUUCCAAGUUUAAAUGCUUUCAGGGCUCCUUGUACUUCGGUGCUGUUAUCACAGGUGUAACUUGGUGUUUGGUGGAGUGGUCAUUUAAGUCUUUCCUCCACUAGACUGUUUCAUGAAGGCAGAGUCCUUCUUCACUGCUUAGUUGAGCACCUGGUACAUGUGCCCCCCCCUUUCGUGUUUCAGAGUGAUUUGCACUCUGCGCAAACUCUGAAAGGUGAAUGAAGCUUCGAGGGGCAGAUAAUCAAGUGCCAUGGCUGCUUUGGCCCUGCCUCACAUCCCUGCCAGAGAACACCUGGGGUUGGAGGUCUCUCGUCCCGGACACGUGGAAGCCCGCCCACCGAGCCUCAUGGAGGCUGUGACAUUUGGCGAUGUGGCCGUGCACUUCUCGCGGGAGGAGUGGCAGUGCCUGGACCCUGGCCAGAGGGCCCUCUACAAGGAGGUGAUGCUUGAGAACCACAGCAGUGUGGCCGGACUAGGAUUCCUGGUCUUCAAGCCUGAGCUCAUCUCCCGGCUGGAACAAGGGCAGGAGCCAUGGGUCCUCGACCUGCAAGGAACAGAGGGGAGAGAGGCACCCAGGCCCUCCAGGACAGAUUCUAUGAUUGGGAGUAACAGUCAGCAGGCCUGUGAGGAUGUGGACAUUCUGAAGCCAGAUUCCCGGGUGACUAUGGUCAAACUACUCCCCCAGGACUUUCCUCAGAGUCCUUGCUUUGGAGCCACCUCUGAUUUGGAGGUCUGGUCUGAGAGUCAGCCAGGCUUCCUCUUCCAGGGAAACUGUUCAAACACAGGGAUUUUGGCUCCCAAGGGCAAGGCCAAGGUACGCGGUGAGCAAGGGAGCAGUGGCCGCCUGGGUUGUCAGCUUGAUAAAAGUCAGGGGUGGUCCCGAAGGUGUGAUGUGUGUGGCAAGAGGUUCAGAUCUAAUUCAGAUGUUGCUCUGCAUGUGGAAACGAAUGCACAGAAGAAACCUAACAGAUGUCAAGAGUGCCAGAAAAAAUUACCUGAUUGCUUACAGGGGAGACAUCAAAGUACCUUCCAUGCAGAGAAGCCAUAUGAGUGUGAAGAAUGUGGGAAAGUCUUCAGGUUGUGCUCACAGCUUCAUCAGCAUCAGAGAAUCCACACAGGAGAGAAGCCAUUUAAAUGCAUCGAGUGUGGAAAAGCCUUCCGCCUGAGUUCAAAACUUAUUCAGCAUCAAAGAAUUCACACAGGAGAGAAGCCCUACAGGUGCGAAGAAUGUGGGAAAGCCUUUGGCCAGAGCUCCAGCCUCAUCCACCAUCAGAGGGUCCACACAGGGGAGAGGCCCUACCCCUGCCGCGAAUGUGGGAAGGCCUUUAGCCAGCAGUCUCAGCUGGUCAGGCACCAGAGGACUCACACAGGAGAGAGGCCCUACCCCUGCCUCGAGUGUGGGAAGGCCUUCAGCCAGAGCUCAACCCUAGCUCAGCACCAGCGGAUGCAUGCUGGGGAGAAGCUUGAGCUGCCAAAAAAUCCAGAUAGUCCCAUCCCAGUUGCACAUCAGAGGACCCAUGCUAUGGAGAAACCCUUCAAGUGUGAUGAGUGUGGGAAGGCCUUCAGAUGGGUCUCCCGCCUGAGUCAGCAUCAGCUGACUCACACUGGAGAGAAACCAUACAAAUGCAACAAGUGUUCAAAGGCCUUUGGCUGUAGCUCACGGCUUAUUCGCCACCAAAGAACUCACACUGGAGAAAAACCGUUUAAGUGUGAUGAGUGUGGGAAAGGCUUUGUGCAGGGCUCACACCUAAUUCAGCACCAGAGGAUUCAUACUGGAGAGAAACCCUAUGAGUGCAGCGACUGUGGAAAGGCCUUUAGUCAGAGCUCAAGCCUCAUUUACCAUCAGAGGAUCCAUAAGGGGGAGAAGCCCUAUGAGUGCCUCGAAUGUGGAAAAGCCUUCAGUAUGAGCACACAGCUCACAAUACAUCAGAGGGUGCACACAGGGGAGAGGCCCUAUAAGUGUAGUGAAUGUGGGAAGGCCUUCAGUCAAAACUCCACCCUCUUCCAACACCAGAUAAUUCAUGCUGGGGUGAAACCCUAUGGGUGCAGCGAGUGUGGAAAAGCCUUUAGCCGGAGCUCGUACCUGAUUGAGCAUCAGAGGAUACACACUCGAGCCCAGUGGAACCAUGAGUAUGGGAAUGCCCUGGAAGGUUCCACCCAUGUGAGCCGGAGGAAAGUCAGUACUGUAAAGAAACUGCAUAAGUGUAACGAGUGUGAAAAGAUAUUCAGAUGGCGCUCGCAUCUAAUUAUACACCAGAGAACUCACACUGGAGAGAAACCUUACAAAUGUAACGAAUGUGGCAAAGCUUUUAAUCGGAGCUCAAGGCUUACUCAGCAUCAGAAAAUCCAUACGGGGUAGCACUUAAUCUUAUGUGUAUAAAUGUGAGUAAACCUACAGCCUUAACUUAUUUUCCAUGGGGCCGUUUGUACUGACACUUUAGAAUGUUGGGAAAGAUUCAGAAUUGCUCUGCUAAGAAAGGGAAUGUCCAGGAGUUCCCGUCGUGGCGCAGUGGUUAACGAAUCCGACUAGGAACCAUGAGGUUGCGGGUUCGAUCCCUGCCCUUGCUCAGUGGGUUAACGAUCUGGCGUUGCUGCGAGCUGUGGUGUAGGUUGCAGACGCGGCUCGGAUCCCGCGUUGCUGUGGCUCUGGCGUAGGCCGGUGGCUACAGCUCCGAUUGGACCCCUAGCCUGGGAACCUCCAUAUGCCGCGGGAGCGGCCCAAGAAAUAGCAACAAUGACAACAACAACAAAGACAAAAAAGACAAAAGACAAAAAAAAAAAAAAAAAAGAAAGAAAGGGAAUGUCCAGAUCCAUACAAAGUUCUGUGUCCUUGCUGGCAUGUUUGACCUUAUCCCUUUCAAUAAAGCCCGUGCCCUCACAUCAGGA
Sus scrofa (pig) is the source of this 3018-nucleotide messenger RNA. It is a transcript of the gene ZNF7, whose product is annotated as zinc finger protein 7. Lineage: Eukaryota; Metazoa; Chordata; Mammalia; Artiodactyla; Suidae. Gene Ontology annotation, molecular function: DNA-binding transcription factor activity, RNA polymerase II-specific; RNA polymerase II cis-regulatory region sequence-specific DNA binding. Gene Ontology annotation, cellular component: nucleus. Gene Ontology annotation, biological process: regulation of transcription by RNA polymerase II. The record is from RefSeq and is a predicted model, not a curated record.